Molecule: messenger RNA, 1185 nt
Organism: Rhodamnia argentea
Lineage: Eukaryota; Viridiplantae; Streptophyta; Magnoliopsida; Myrtales; Myrtaceae
Product: transcription repressor OFP6-like
Exons: 1
Coding region: 3-791 (262 amino acids)
Biological process (GO): negative regulation of DNA-templated transcription
Source: RefSeq, a predicted model, not a curated record
UCAUGAUGAACAACGACAGCCCUGUAAUGAUAGCAGCGAGAGGGACUUCCCCCCACCUCCCCCGGUCCUCACAUGCACAUUAUUUAUGCGCACUCGCUCGCACACUCUCUUCAUCCUUUCCCGACCCCCAACACUUUCUCUCCAUCUCUCUCUCUCUCUCUCUCUCUCUAACUCUGACUACUGCAAUGUCAAACGGCAGCAACAGCCGGAGGAGGCUCCUCCUCAACACAGUCGCCGUCGACGUCGGCUGCAGCUGCCGGAAGCCCAAGCUCUUCCUCCACUCCCUCCUCAAACCCAGCUCGAAGCCCAAACCGUCAUCCUCCUCCUCCUCCGCCUCCGCCUCCGCCUCCUCCUCCUCCAACCACCACAGGCGCUUCCUCUCCCACUCCCACUCCUCCUCCACCACCACCGACUCCCCCUGUGCGGCCGCUGCCGCCGACCACUCCCUGCAGUACCUGCUGGACGCGGAGGCGGACGUGGCGAGGUCGGCAAAGGCGGUGAGGGGGUUCGGGAGGAUCGACGAGGAGGGGGUGGCGGUGGAGAAGGAUUCGCACGACCCGUACUUGGACUUCCGGCACUCCAUGCUGCAGAUGAUCCUGGAGAACCAAAUCUACACCAAGGACGACCUCCGGGAGCUCCUCAACUGCUUCCUCCAGCUCAACUCCCCCUACUACCACGGCGUCAUCGUCCGCGCCUUCACGGAGAUCUGGAACGGCGUCUUCUGCGCCCGCCCCGCCACCGGCCACCACUCCCCUCUCUUGCACUUCGCUCCCAAGUCCUGGGAGUUUUAGGAGGGUGGGUUGAGGAAUCGACUAACUGUCCGCGCCGACGAGAUAGCCUGUCGCCGUCGCUAUGCAAAGCAAACCCAGUCUCUCCGUGUAAUUGUGUUUAACCGUUAACAAUGUUAGUUGAACAUGCUCUAGUUUGACCUCGCAGUUAGGUUUGUCUGUGUAUGAAGAAGGCAGAACUAGUUCUUCUUAGUUCUUUCUCGUGUUAACUUUUUCUUUUCUUUUCUGGGAUUUUGAGGUUCUUGCGUUUGGCAUGCAACUGUGACUAUCAUUACAGCGCCGAAAAUGGAGAGCUGCGUGUUUUGGGAGGUUGGCCAUUAAAGCCGACCUUCGUUUUCCCCUUUUGUGUUUUUUUUUUUUUGGUAUGGAAAUGAAGUGAGACUGGAGAUGGUUAGAU